ACAUGAGUCCUCAUAAAUACUCAGAAGGACCGAGGAUACUUCGUUGGGAGUCCUUGGAACUCACUUCAUCCAUCCCGAAUAUCUUGAACUCAGAAACGUACUCAUACUCACACAAACCUACCAACAUGGCGCCAGACAUGAUGAAGGCCGCUCUGUGCAAAGAGCCCGGUCAACCCCUCGUCAUCGAACAAGUCCCCGUCCCAACACCAACAGGCCGUAACGUCCUGGUGCGUGUCCAAGUCGCAUCACUCUGCCACUCAGACCUGCUCAUCACCUCGCGCAAAGGUGGUCUCACCCAGCUUCCCCAAAUCAUCGGCCACGAAGCCAUCUCCAUCGUCGAGGCUCUAGGUCCCGACGCCGGACCCCUCGGCAUCAAACUAGGAGACCGCAUUGGGGCCCCUCUGUGGCAAGAUAUGUGUCUCGAAUGCUGGGAAUGCAAGAAUAUCGGGCCUCAAUACUGUGCAAAGAUGACCAUCAAGGGGGUUAACAAUGCUGGGUAUUUUGCUGAGUAUGCGCUCGUCGAUGCGGCGACGGCGGUUGUUAUCCCGCAGAUUGAUGGUGCUGGGGUUGUCUCUCCAGCGCAGUUGUCGCCUAUCUUCUGCGCAGGUAUUACAGUCUGGGAUGCGCUGGAGCGUGCACAGAUUAAACCAGGAGAAACGGUUGCUAUUGUGGGUGUGGGUGGGCUGGGCGAGAUUGCGACUAAGUAUGCGCAUGCACUUGGGGCGAGGGUUUUGGGAUUGGAUGUACAUGACGGACAGUUGGAAGGUGUUAGGGAUGGUGGGAGUGUGGAUGGGAUACUGAAUACGCGGGAGCUACAGCCUCAAGAUAUUCGGGCGAAAGUCGCAGCGAUGAAUCACGGUAAAGUGGCUGAUGCUGUGAUUGUUACAUCGGGCUCAGUUGCGGCAUAUCAAACUGCGAUUUCAAUCCUGAGGGUCGAUGGACGAUUGAUGGUUGUUGGAAUUCCUCAUGAGCCACUACCGCUUGAUAUGGGCCGAGUGGCGCUCCAGUCCAUUAGGAUCAUUGGAGCUAAAGUACCUGGGUCACUGGGUGCUAUGCGGUGUUUGGAGUUUUCGCUGAGGAAGGGGAUCUUCCCCAAAAUUAAUCCGAGAAAAUUCCAACUCGAGGAUAUUAACGAGAUGAUGGACCUCAUGAAAGCUGGGAGGGUGCACGAGGGGAGAAUGACUGUGCAAUUUUUCUAGGGUCUUGUAAGACUGCUUUCCCAGGAGGCAGCACAGAUAGCCGAGUCGAGGGCAUGGUGGAGGAUUUACAGUCGGACAAGGAAUGCUUGAGAUGAGAGAUCACAAGAUGAACACCUUUGAAAGCCAUGUUAGCGCUUCUAUUAGUGCAUAUGCACUACUUUAAUAUCAUAAAACAGUAGACACACUGUUCAGAUAUAAAAGGCGCUAAUUAGACGGCAGUAAAUCGAAAUUCCGC
Penicillium subrubescens is the source of this 1434-nucleotide messenger RNA. RefSeq lists its product as uncharacterized. Gene Ontology annotation, molecular function: oxidoreductase activity. The transcript has 3 exons. NCBI's taxonomy places the organism in Eukaryota, Fungi, Ascomycota, Eurotiomycetes, Eurotiales, Aspergillaceae. The record is from RefSeq and is a predicted model, not a curated record. The coding region runs from base 3 to 1199 and encodes 398 amino acids.